AUGAGUGUGGUAAUGCAGUGUGGCGUCUUUUCUAGAGUUUAAGUACCUGCUUCUGAUAAAAGAAGAAAAAAAAACUCAAAAACGAAAAUUUGGCACGCUCACUCCUCAGAAAACUUGUUCAGUAUGUCUGGAGCCAAAGGAAAAAAGCAUGCAAAGAAAAUGAGGAAUCAGCCUAGCAGUGUCACCUUUCCUUCAACUGAUUUUGGACAAAAUAGUGCAGGAAGCUCUUCACAGGACCGAACACAGAGGGGAAAUGAAGGCGACCCCCAAUAUCAAUGGCAAGGUGGUGUGUCUGGUGGCUUUCAGCAGCAGAGAGGUCACUGGUCACAGCCUCCAGGCCCCAGUCAUCAAGGCCAAUUCAGAGGGGGGUUCAGGGGUCAGCGGGGCAGGGGAGACUGGCAAGGGGGGCAGCAGGGUCAUCGGACUCACCAGGGGUACCAGAGACAUUCACAGGGACUUCCAAAAUUCAUAACGGCAUCGUCCUUCGCUCAGGCCCGAGCAGCAGAGGUCAACGCCAUGUUGAAAGCCGUCAGAAAUAAGAAUGCCAACUCGCAGGUCUUCCAGGCUCUACCCAAGCACAUGAGGAGGAGAGCUAUGAGCCACAACAUCAAACGUCUUCCCAGAAGACUCCAGACCAUAGCCAAGAAAGAGGCAGACAAGACAUCUCAACAGAAAAAGGAAGUGUCCAAAACUAAAAGCCGCAAAGCUCGCCGGCGACACGGUAACCUGCUCCUGGAGUUUAACCGAAGGCAGCGGAAGAAUCUGUGGCUGGAAACCCAUAUUUGGCAUGCCAAAAGAUUUCAUGUGGUGAAAAAAUGGGGAUACUGUCUCGGGGACAAGCCCACUGCAAAGUGUUACAGAGCAUGUUAUCGAGCAAUGACAAAGCACUGCCUUCUCCAGGAUCUUUCUUACCAAUGCUGUCUGGAGCUGAGAGGAGCAGAGGAUGAUCUCUUGAAGGCACUUGCAAGGCUGACCAGCAGAGAUAUGGGAGCGACAUUUGCAGCUGUAGCUUGCCUCUCUGGGAAGCGCCAGGGGUCUCUGGUUCUGUACAGAGCAGACCGCUAUCCAGAGAAGCCCCUGAGUCAAGUCACUUUUAUCUGGAAACCCAAGAAGUUGCCUUCUGAAGAGAGACAGCUCUGGAUUUGGACUCACCCAACAUCUAAACAGGAUCUCCUUUCAGAACUGCUGUCAGUUUGUCAGUGCUCUGAACCCAUUGAGCCAAGCGCUCCAGUCCCAGGACCUGCCAUCUCAUCAUUGAAAGUGGAGCAAAAGGCUGAAGCCAAACUUUUAGGAAGAAAAAGGAAGAGAAAUGACAAGGAAGGGGAGGAAGCUGUAGCUGUGAAGAAGAUCAUUGGAGAUGGGACUAGACCACCACACCAGCCCGUGUCCUGGAGGUCACAAGCUACUGGAAUAGUUAUAAGUGACCUCACCAUGGAAAUUCUGAGAUUUCGUCUCAUUGGGCCGCUUUCCCAUUGUGUCCUUGCAGAUGCCUUUAAACCGGCUUCAGACUGUAAAGAGCCUAAUGGUGUGACAGAAGGGCCUUGCUCAUGGUGGUCGACGCACUGCAAGGUUGCAGAUAAUCUGUCCAUUCAUCACUGUCAAAAAGAUACCUUUCAGCUACUGAAGGGGGUUGGAUCCCCAGCAGAGAUCCCAGCAGGCACGGUUCUUGGACUCACUGUUGAUGACCCCAGACUGAGCUUGCCAAACAAGAGAAGCCAGCCCAUGCCUGAUCCCUCACAGCUGCAAGAUCUGCAGAAGAUCAGGCAGCUGACUCUGUCAGGAGUUGCAGCAGAAUGUGCCUGGAGCUCCAUCUGGGACCAAGCUGUCAGAGAUAAUGUUACUGAAAAUAAAAUUCCAGAGAAGGAACUGAAUCACAUGAAGAGUGAACUCCUGGUGCCUGGAUCACAACUGAGUCUGGGCCCAAAGGACUCCAGGAUCCCCAUCUUGCUGGUGCAACAGCCAGGGAAGCAGACCGGAGAGGAGCUCUCAGGAUGGGGCAGUGGGUGGGAUGUUCUGGUUCCAAAAGGCUGGGGAAUGGCUUUCUGGAUUCCUUUUAUAUACAGAGGAGCCCGUGCAGGAGGACUGCAGGAGGGGCUCAAGCACUCCCAGAACAAAGGAGCAGCUCACUUCCCACAUGACUUCCCAGACUGCCCGGCUGGCAUGCAGUUUGCUAAGGAACAGGAGAACGAACUCGCUGACAAAUUCAAAAGGCGUCCGCCUGCCAAAAGGCCCAAUUACAUUAAACAUGGCAGCAUCGCACCAUUUUGUUGCCCAUGGCAACAGUUAGCAGAGGAAUGGGAGAUAAUAAUCAAAGACUCUGGAGAAGAGCAACCAGCUACCUUGAAGGGAAGAGAGAGGCCUUUAUCUGCAGUUCAAGGCUGUGAAGAAGAACUUUUGAAAUCUGCUGAGACACCAAGUAAACUAAAACUGGGUUUGCAGCUCGGGGGAGUAGAUGCUGGAGUUUCGGUCCCUGAGACCAAAAAGGCAUGUGCUGAAGGGAUUGCUGGCUUCAGGGUUCUAAGGAGCAGGAAUGUGCUCAGGCAGCUGUCCAUUUGGUGCCGACCUACAUCUGGAAAAGGUCAAAGGGGGCAACGACGUGCACCUUCCUUCCAGCAGGAGUUGACCCUUGAGUCUGCUGUAUCCAUCUCUGCAGCCAAUCCCAUGUCUCUUGUUUGGGCCAGGCUGACUCUCUUAAAAAAGGGCAGCCCUGCACUGCAUGCAAUGAUUUCCAUCCCAACCACUGAGGAUUUCCAGCAGCUCAGCAAAGAUCCAGCCUACUGCGGGCCCCAAGAGCCGAAACACAGGGAUCACUUCAAGCACAAGAUCAAACAAAACAAGAAAAGCAAGAAAAAGAAGUCCCCUGCUGAAGAGACUUCUGAAGGUUCCAAAACCAGCUCCCCAGAAGGUGGCAUUUGUAGGGACCUCACCUUGGGUUUGUGGCCGGAGCCCCUGCCCAGCGUCACCUCUCACUGCUCCAGAGUUACCAUCGGAUUCGUCACACAGGGAGACUUCUCUCUCGCUGUGGGCUGUGGGGAAGCCUUAGGUUUUGUUAGCCUGACAGGAUUGCUGCAUAUGUUGUCCCGGCAACCAGCCAAUAGGCGGGGACUGGUACUGAUGAGGAACGCUGCUUCGUUGCAGUACAGAUUUGCUAAACUUUGCAUUGAAGUGUGAAGCGGAAGGGCAAGCUUAUCCAGUAAAUAAUUUUAUUAAGGCAGAGUGUAGUUCACCAUUCCAAUCAAAUCCUUCACCGGUCUGAGAGACUGCCAGUCCCCCAAAAUCCACCAGAUCAAGAAAUUGACCUGCCUAAGACUGCUUCCAGAGUAUAAAUAUGUAUUUACCCUGGCUACAUGCAUGCAUGCAUUCAUUCAUCUUUCUGGAUAAUAGCUAGAACUGAACUACACAAACAAGCAUGCGCAGACAGAUGCACAUCUUGCUGUUAUACAAUAGGGUCAUUCCAGCUCAGGUUAUAAAAAUUGCUCAUUUUGAUGACCUUGGAUAUUUGAUUGUUUUCUGUUUCUGCCUUCACUUCAGUGCCUUCAGUUCCCUGGGUAGUACACCUAUAGAUAUUAUGCUCUUAACACAUCUUUGAUUUCAGGUAAUCACCAGCGGGAGCAAGAGACCUACUGUUUGAACUCUGAACCCUGAAGCAUGGCCAUGUCCCUCACUGAAAACUCUUAAGCUGUUGCGUCUGGCAUUUCUGUAACCUGUGUUGUUUUGAUCUUUUUGGUUAAGGUAUUCAACGUUAUGUGGUAACUGGUACGUUUUAAGGAUCUGUUAUAAACAGUCAGUACAUCUCUGUUCUAAAGGAUGUUCCAAAUAUUAGGGUGGUGUUAAUAACCAACAACCAUGUGGUGUUAACCAGUGUAUUGUAUUCACAAUAAAAUCUCUUAAAUUACUUUUAGCAUGACUUGAAGCUUUAUAAGCAUUAAUGUAGUUAACUGCUAUUCACUGCAAAUAAUCAAUACAAUUUUUAUUAACACAUUUACAGCUGUCUUAUCAAUGGAUCCUUAAAGGUUACUGUGUUUACAAGAAGAGAUUUACCUUUGCUCUUAUCCCAUGCAGUGUAUUUCGCAAAAACAUUUUUUUAAGACAUAAUCCCGAUUGUUUUGUGCACACCGUAGUGAAUCCAGGUCAUGCUAGCCCCUCAACACUGCAUGUCAUUUUCUGAUUCCACAAUACACUGUUCAUUUAAAGAGCAUCACCAUUGUUGUUGGAGAGAGCAUGAACUGGCUACAACACUGUGAUGCUCAAGUAGUAUUGGGAAAUAUAUUCCCAGCUGAUGUGUGAUAAUUUAUAUCAAAACAGUAGGGAUUUUGUUUAAAAUAUAUAUUGCUGUGAUAGACAACUCAGGAUACAGUAAGGUGAAGUAAUGCAUUUCCUGAAGACACUGCAUGGUUGGUAUUAAUAAAGGGUGUUUUUGUUGUUCUUUAUAUAAGUUGAAAUUCUGGCAGACUGUGAUUGUUCUAUUAUAAAAUGAAAAAAUAAAUUGAGAUAUAAAAUAAAUAAGUAUAGACUAAUAGGUUUAACCAGAAUGAAAAACUAAGUUAAGUUGUAUAAUGUUUCAACAUUACUUGACGAAUACAUUUGUUUCAACACAAUUAAACUGCUGCACC
This is a messenger RNA of Polyodon spathula (Mississippi paddlefish), 4613 nucleotides long. It is a transcript of the gene pop1, whose product is annotated as POP1 homolog, ribonuclease P/MRP subunit. Gene Ontology annotation, biological process: tRNA 5'-leader removal. Bases 124 to 3171 code for a protein of 1015 amino acids. Lineage: Eukaryota; Metazoa; Chordata; Actinopteri; Acipenseriformes; Polyodontidae. The transcript has 16 exons. The record is from RefSeq and is a predicted model, not a curated record. Gene Ontology annotation, cellular component: ribonuclease MRP complex; nucleolar ribonuclease P complex.